AUCCCGGCCAAAGAGGAGGCAAGGCCGUCCGGCCCUUUAACCGCGUGGGGGUGCUGGUGAAGAAAGGGGGGGUCGGGAAGGGGGGAUCCUGCUCCUUUAAUUCCCUCCCCUCUUCCUCCUCCCCGAGUCCUAGCCGACGCCGCCGCCGCGCGCGCGGGGCCUGGAACACACGGCACGAGCCGCCCCCGCCCCUCCCCCCUUACGCCCACGCGGAGCCGGCCCCGCGCGCGCGCGCUCGCGCCCCGUGCACCCCCGCGCCUGCGCGCUGCCCAGGCCCUGCCCGUGUGUGGGGGGCGCUGCCGGCCCCGGGGGGGGUGGGGAAAAUAAGGGAUUAAAAAAAACAGCGCGCGGAACCGGGCCAGGGUUGCCCACCCCCGCCACAAUGGCCUCUGGGGUGGAAGUCCUGCGCUUCCAGCUGCCCGGCCACGAGGCCGCUACGCUACGGAACAUGAACCAGCUCCGGGCAGAGGAGCGGUUCUGCGACGUGACCAUUGUGGCCGACAGCCUCAAGUUUCGAGGCCACAAGGUCAUCUUGGCCGCCUGCUCACCGUUCCUGCGGGACCAGUUCCUGCUGAACCCCAGCUCGGAGCUGCAGGUCUCCCUGAUGCACAGUGCACGCAUCGUGGCCGACCUGCUCCUCUCCUGCUACACGGGCGCCCUGGAAUUCGCUGUUAGGGACAUCGUCAACUACCUUACAGCCGCCUCCUACCUGCAGAUGGAGCACGUGGUGGAGAAAUGCCGGAAUGCCCUCAGCCAGUUCAUUGAGCCCAAAAUAGGCCUCAAAGAGGAUGGGGUCAGUGAGACUAGCCUUGUGAGCAGCGUCAGCGCCACCAAGUCCCUCCUCCCUCCAGCCAGGACCCCAAAGCCAGCCCCGAAGCCCCCACCCCCACCUCCUCUACCCCCUCCACUCCUGCGGCCAGUGAAGCUGGAGUUCCCACUGGAUGAGGACUUGGAGCUGAAAGCCGAGGAUGAGGAUGAGGAUGAGGAUGAGGACGUGUCUGACAUCUGCAUCGUCAAGGUGGAGUCGGCCCUGGAGGUGGCACACCGGCUCAAACCCCCUGGAGGCCUGGGAGGGGGUCUGGGCAUUGGAGGCUCCGUGGGUGGCCACCUUGGGGAGCUGGCCCAGAGCAGCGUGCCCCCCAGCACUGUAGCCCCACCGCAGGGUGUGGUGAAGGCCUGCUAUAGCCUGUCAGAAGAUGCAGAAGGGGAGGGCCUGCUGUUGAUUCCCGGAGGCCGGGCCAGCGUGGGGGCCACCUCGGGCCUGGUGGAAGCAGCAGCGGUGGCCAUGGCUGCCCGGGGGGCGGGGGGCAGCCUGGGGGCGGGGGGCAGCCGGGGACCCCUGCCUGGGGGCUUCUCAGGUGGAAACCCCUUAAAGAACAUCAAGUGCACCAAGUGCCCGGAAGUGUUCCAGGGCGUGGAGAAGCUGGUCUUCCACAUGCGGGCACAGCACUUCAUCUUCAUGUGCCCUCGCUGUGGCAAGCAGUUCAACCACAGCAGCAACCUCAACCGCCACAUGAACGUGCAUCGUGGUGUCAAGUCACACUCGUGCGGCAUCUGCGGCAAGUGCUUCACACAGAAGUCCACCCUUCACGACCACCUCAACCUGCACUCAGGAGCGCGGCCCUACCGCUGCUCCUACUGCGACGUGCGCUUCGCCCACAAGCCUGCCAUUAGGCGGCACCUCAAGGAGCAACACGGCAAGACCACGGCCGAGAACGUGCUGGAGGCCAGUGUGGCCGAGAUCAACGUCCUCAUCCGCUAGCCGCGCAGGCGUGGAGGCCAGGAGGCUGGGGCCCCUAGGCUGGGUGGGAAAAGGGCUCUUUGGCCCAGGAGAAUUGGGGGGUGGGGGGUCUGGGGCGGAAAGGUAAGAGUACGGGAGGCUGAGCAGAUGCACACAUCCUGAGAGAGGGAAGAUGAUUCCUUGGAGAGAAGACUGUUGCUCUUGAGAGUGCAAGAGGCUGGAGCUGGGGACAGGGUUCCUGGGAGUAGGCCAGGGGAAUACGGGGUCCCAGAGAAAGAUUUCCUUCUCUUAGAGGUGCAUGUAUAUGUGGAGGGAGGGAAAAGGGUCCUAUAGAACGAGGGAAGACAAAAAUGUUUUAUUCCUGGCUAAGGCUGCCCAGGGGAAGGUUCUGACAUUUCUCGAGAUAAGAAGGGUUGGGGGUGGGUGGGAACAGGGAGGGAAUUUGGCAGGAGGACAUGCUCCUGCUUAGAAUAGACCUGGGGUGAGGGAGUGGUAAGGGGAAAAGAUUAUUGAGUCCCAGAAAAGGAAGUGGGAGACAGUUCUUGCAUGCUGGGGAAAUGAGACUUGCGAGUAUGAGGCUUGCUGAAAUUUGAGGGAGAACAAAGUAAGACGCCAGGUGAGAGAACGUGGGGUGCGCAUCCUGGGUAGAUAUUGGGAAGUGGGGGUACAAUAGCAAGAAACAAUGGAUAGUCAUGGGGGUG
Messenger RNA from Pongo pygmaeus (Bornean orangutan), 2442 nucleotides. It is a transcript of the gene ZBTB12, whose product is annotated as zinc finger and BTB domain containing 12. The transcript is spliced from 2 exons. Bases 383 to 1762 code for a protein of 459 amino acids. NCBI's taxonomy places the organism in Eukaryota, Metazoa, Chordata, Mammalia, Primates, Hominidae. Gene Ontology annotation, molecular function: protein binding; DNA-binding transcription factor activity, RNA polymerase II-specific; RNA polymerase II cis-regulatory region sequence-specific DNA binding. Gene Ontology annotation, biological process: regulation of transcription by RNA polymerase II. The record is from RefSeq and is a predicted model, not a curated record.